GAAAGGAUUUGCAAUUUGCAAGCAUUGCCAAACAGUGUUUCAUGAAUUGAGGUCGCUAAAUUAUCUUUUUUGUUAGUCAAAUUAUAAAAGUGCAAUUAUAAGGAAGAGUCGUAAAACAGGUACAAACAGUGUGUUGAGGCGUCAAAAUCGAAAGAAAAUAAAAAUAAUGGAAAAAAGUGCAUUAAACUGAGCUUUUUCUAUCUAUAAAUUACAAUGGAAGUUGUGGAGUUGACUGAAGAAGCACCCAAUAAUAAUCAGUUUACGGUCGCAGAUUUAGAUAUUGAAAUCCUUCCAGUUAUUUACGAAAUCAUUCGAAGCGUUGAAAAAGAUCCACAUGAUACUACUCAAAAAGCAAAAGAAUCUCAAGACACGAGUCAAAAGAUUUUAGAAUUACAAAAAAAGUUGGAUUCUGCCAGAGCUCAGAUCAAAAGACUUCCUGGAAUCGAGUAUAGUAAAGAAGAGCAGCUACAAAAACUGGAAACUCUUAGAAAUCAAUUAAGACUGAAAAGGGAACUUCUUCUCAAAUACCGUAAUAUGUGCACACCUGAAGUGCCAAAAGCUUAGUUAAAUCAAU
Copidosoma floridanum is the source of this 574-nucleotide messenger RNA. RefSeq names its product mediator complex subunit 9 (gene MED9). Gene Ontology annotation, cellular component: mediator complex. Gene Ontology annotation, biological process: regulation of transcription by RNA polymerase II. Gene Ontology annotation, molecular function: transcription coregulator activity. The record is from RefSeq and is a predicted model, not a curated record. NCBI's taxonomy places the organism in Eukaryota, Metazoa, Arthropoda, Insecta, Hymenoptera, Encyrtidae.